Molecule: messenger RNA, 2817 nt
Organism: Cutaneotrichosporon cavernicola
Lineage: Eukaryota; Fungi; Basidiomycota; Tremellomycetes; Trichosporonales; Trichosporonaceae
Exons: 1
Coding region: 1-2817 (938 amino acids)
Source: RefSeq, a predicted model, not a curated record
AUGCGUGAUGAUUCCCAGUCUCGUGCCCCGCGUCCGCCUCCAGGGGCCUUUGGCCGACGUCGUGCUGGCACGAACCCUGGGUCAAACCGUUCGUCCAUGGCCAGCUUUGACGGCAUGAACAGCGAAGAACUGUGGCGCCUCGAAGACUCGACGCCCGACAUGAGCAACCCAACACGCCCAUCUCAAGAGCGACCACUUGACACAGUCAACAGGAUGACGAACAGAUGGGAUCCAGUCCCCCUCCCCGAGGCGCUCUGGCCCACUGCACCAAUGGACAUGCCCGACUACCUUCCUCCGCCAAAGACCAAGUCGUUGACCAACGUUACCAGUAUCAGGAAACGUGGGACGCUGCGCAAGAGUGCAUCCCGGGCGUCGACAAUCGACAACAGCCUGGCACCAAUCCCACCCAAAGACACACUGUCAUCGGCGCAUUCAUCGGCCACGGACCUGUCUAUCAACAUGAACAAGUCGCAGGCAUCGCUUUCGUCACGCCCGCAGUCGAUGAUGCUUGGGCCCUAUGGGUUUGAUUUACUGAGCACCCUCGCUCCUCGUGACGGCGGUUAUGCGGUGGCAGCACAACUGAGCCAUAACAACACGUUCUCGCCAACGAGUUCCGGGGGGAGCGACCGCGGAUCCUUCUACGGCUCGCCGCCUCCCAACCCUCAUCGCCAAUCCCGUGGCCCUCCAGCUCCAGCGAUGAUGCGUUACGACGACGAUCUGUCACCGCCUCUGACUGGCCGCCUGUCCACUACAACGACGUCGUCCAACCUGUCGACCUACUCGCAGGAUGAGGCACUUGAUGGCACCGCCCCUACCAUGACUGCUGCUCACAUGUCUCUACCGACUAUGAAGAGCCCUCUCAGCCAGCAUACGACUGCUGCCGAAGUCGCAUCAAUGCACCCUCCCAUGACUCCGGUCGAGGAGAACAGUAGGCGCGAAUGGCCCGUGCACCGUCAAAGCGCCGCGCCUGCGUCAAUGCCCAUGGGUACCGCGCUUGCUGGCGCCGGUGCUGCCGGUGCUGCUGCUGCUGCUGCUGCUGCUGGUGCUGUCGGUGCUGCCGGUGCUGCCGGUGCUGCUGGUACUGCUGAUGCUGUCGGUGCUGUAGGUGGUGCUGCGCUCACCAAGUCUAAGACCAAGAAGGAGAUCAAGGCCGAGGAGAAGGCCAAGGCCAAGGCAUCCAAGCUCGAGGCCAAGCGGGAAGCCGAUCGUCGUGAGCAAGAGGCAGCUCGCCAGAAGACUGCUGCUGCCAAGGAGGCGGCCCACCAGAGAGAGGAGAAGGCCAAGGAGGCAGCUCGCGUCAAGGCCGAGGACAAGGCCAGAGCCAAGGCCGACAAGUCUUCCAGGAGACAGUCCAUGUUCGGCUUGUCAAGCCGCUCGACGAGCGCAUCCGCGCCGACCGCCUCAUCUGACCCUCCGCUCGCUAUGCAACCUGCCCAGCAGCCUGCGCAACAGCAGCGCGCCACGGCGCCGCAGGCGGCGUCUCAGGCUCGUCCUCCUGUCUCUCCCCAGGCAACCCCUCAAGUUCGCGCUCCUGUCCCGCCUCAGAUGCCUGUCGCUCCGGUCGUGCCCGCCAAGGAUGGCCCUGUGCGUGACGGCACUGUUAUGCCUAACGGUGUUCCAAACGGCUCUGCGGCUCCAGUGCCCAAUGGUAAUGUCCCCAACGGCUCGGCCAUUGGUCGUGGGCCCCCUCCUGCGAUCGUCGUCCCACCCCGCAUGAGCAGCAACAGGUUUGUGUCAGCUGGUUCUGCCCCUGCUGCUGCUGCGGCGGCUGUGGGCGCCGCCGGCGCCGCCGGUGCGGCAGUGAUCGCUUCUCAGGUGCACCACCAAGCCCCUCCCUCGCCCCAACACCCGACUCCUGCGCCUGUGCCUGUGUCUGCGCAAACGCAAGCUCCUCCCCCCUCGUCACAGCAACUUUCCAAUGGGCCAGAGAGCAGGUCUAUGCCUCGCCCCAACCUUUCGCCUCAGCCUUCCCACCUCAACGCUGGUCCUCGCAAGAAUGGGCCCACGCCGCAGCAGUCGCUUCCGCCUACGCCGAUGUCCAGCUCCAACUCGACGACGCCCUCGGCGGCUAGCAUGGUGGCGUCUCGCGCCCGGACGCCAUCGGCUGUUAGCAUGACUCCAUCGAGUGCCCAGUCGGCCACUUCUUCAUCCCUCACUCCGACAAACGCGGCAACAGACUCUGGCUCUGCGACAUCGACUGCUCCCAAGCAGAAGAAGAGCGGUCUGUUCACCAACCUCAGGAAGCGAUUCUCCGUGAUUCAGCUCGACCACCACCCUGCUCCUCCUCAGAAGCAGCGCCCCGUGUCGAUGGCCGUUGGCGGCGAGCAGAACCAGCAGCGCAACGUCUCUGCGCCACCCGCGCCUCCAGUCCACAGGGCUCCCGUGGCAGCUGCUCCUCCCGUCACCCGGCCUCAGCUCAACUCGCUUCCUCCUACGCCCCCGUCGAAGGACCAUUCGCCCGUUGUUAAGGCGAGCAAGCCGGCGACCAGGACGGUUCCCAUUCCUCCCCCCGUGAUUGUUCCUCCUCGCCAGUCGUCCUUGGCGCGCGGCCCGGAACAGCACUCUGACGCCGAAGACGCCGACCACCACCGCCAGGCAUCGCUCUCGGAUCCUUCGUCAGUUGUCGUCACUCCAACGACGAGCAGGGCGACCAACUCGUCUCCAUCGCUUUUUGAGGUGCGUCCUCAUGCCAUGCGUGAGGACAAUGCCUGGGAGGGUGGUUACGAGUCUGCCGUUUCCGACGCCAGCGGCAAGCCCCUGCGUCACGACAUGGUCCCUGCAAUGGAACGGCCUGUUCCCUCUCUGGCUGCCCAUUAG